This is a messenger RNA of Lycium barbarum (goji berry), 420 nucleotides long. RefSeq lists its product as uncharacterized. The record is from RefSeq and is a predicted model, not a curated record. The transcript has a single exon. The coding region runs from base 1 to 420 and encodes 139 amino acids. NCBI's taxonomy places the organism in Eukaryota, Viridiplantae, Streptophyta, Magnoliopsida, Solanales, Solanaceae.
AUGGGAACAAUUUUCCAUCAAGCAUCAUGGGUAAUCAAGAAAAUUCUAAAAGCCACUAAGUAUGUGGAGCAUAUUGGACUGCGUGAAGCUGACUUGGUGACAUGGGAACAAUUUUCCAUCAAAGCAAUUUACAUGAAGCUUAGUGGUGAAUUCCAAAGAGUACCAUGGAGGAGAUUAGUGUGCAAUAAUGGAGGUGCACCUAGGUGGUUAUUCAUCCUAUUCCUAGCAAUAUGGGGCAAAAUACUAACUCGAGAUAGGCUUCCUAAACGGGGUUGUACUGAAAACACCAGUUGUGCACUAUGUGAUGAUUCUAAGGAAAGUUGUGGGCAUUUGUUUUUCACUUGUUCUUUUUCUGUGCAAGUGUGGAACAAGUUGCUGUUAUGGCAAGGAAUUCCUAGAACUGCACUAAAUUGGCAGUAA